Symbiodinium pilosum is the source of this 846-nucleotide messenger RNA. Lineage: Eukaryota; Dinophyceae; Suessiales; Symbiodiniaceae. The record is from the annotation of a GenBank genome assembly.
AUGGAUCCAACUCUUGCCGCCCGCUUCGCUCGCCAGAAGGAGAAGCAUGAAAAGGGCGAGGAGGUCGCCGAGAUUGGAUCCCGAGCAAAUCAAACGACACAGUUGGAUCCUGUCCUGGCGCAAAGAUGGGAGAAGCUGCAGACAGGAAAAUGCGCAGUGGAAGAUGACAUCGGUUCCAAAGCGGAAAGAACCGUGAAGCUGGACCCAAAGCUUGCGAAACGCUGGUCUCAGCAACAGGAGCUGGUGGACUCAGGGCUCUACGAAGUUGAAAUAGGUUCCACGGCAGACCAAUCAACGAAACUGGAUCCUGUCCUCGCCAAGCAUUGGGCAGCAGCCCACGAAAGGUCUUUGGCAGGCAAGGAAUACCCAGACCCGGAAGAAGCAGGUCCCAAAGUGGACUUCUCGAGGAAAGACACAGAGCUUGCAAAGCGAUUUGCCAAGUUGCAGAGACAAGCCCAAAGGAACGAAGGUGGAGAGGCAAAGAGAUGUCAGCUGCAAUUUUCUGCUGGAGAGGUGAAGAAGCACGAAGUCUCCUGGAGCCGUGAUGGUGCAAGCCGCCUGCAGUGGAGCGCAGUGGUCCUCGAAGACCUCACAAUCGAUUUGGAAGUUUGUGCAGUGGUUCGAAUACCGUGUGCGGAAGAGAUGACGGAGACAAUCGUGCUGCAAAGGAAUGCCCGGGGAGGCACGUUUGUGGGCACACUGGACGCAAGAUCUGACAGGAGGCUUCUAGUCAGACAAGGUGAAGAGCAGUUCAGGAGGGAAGUCAUUUCCGUCGUCUUCAAGUUUAGCAAUUCUUUCAGUUGGUUCACGGGGAAAGAGGUCGAGCUAGUCUUUCUUCAGGAUUGA